This is a messenger RNA of Acanthisitta chloris (rifleman), 456 nucleotides long. It is a transcript of the gene SLC9D1, whose product is annotated as transmembrane and coiled-coil domains 3. The record is from RefSeq and is a predicted model, not a curated record. NCBI's taxonomy places the organism in Eukaryota, Metazoa, Chordata, Aves, Passeriformes, Acanthisittidae.
GUCUAUCUUCUCAUUCUGAGUGUGACUACCCUAAGCCUUUUACUUGCCCCUGCCCUGUGGAGAGCUGCGAUUAUGAAGUGCGUUCCAAGACCUGAGAGACGCUCAAGUACUGAGAUUUGCACACCUAGAAGAAUUAACUCUUUUUUCAAGGAAUCUCCUCGUUGCUCAUUGCAUUUCUAUGCACUCAGAAAACAAGACAUUUGGAGCAGUCUUCUGAAUGUGCACUUGGUUAUAAGCCUUAUACUGACCUUCGAAGAGAACAACAUUCAGCAUCAAAACAUGAUUCUGUCGUUUGAAUUGCACAGCUCUGACAAGACUGACUUUCUCCCUGACAGAUAUAUAGAUAUAUAUAUAUUAUGGUGCCUAUGAUAUCUUCUUUCAGUAAAUGACUUGAGUCAUUUUUUUCACAUUUAGGCUCUGAAUAGAGAUAAAAUUAAUCACAGAACAACUUUCUAA